Messenger RNA from Cynara cardunculus var. scolymus (artichoke), 1059 nucleotides. Its product is annotated as 50S ribosomal protein L25. NCBI's taxonomy places the organism in Eukaryota, Viridiplantae, Streptophyta, Magnoliopsida, Asterales, Asteraceae. The transcript has 3 exons. Gene Ontology annotation, biological process: translation. Gene Ontology annotation, molecular function: 5S rRNA binding; structural constituent of ribosome. Gene Ontology annotation, cellular component: ribosome; cytosolic large ribosomal subunit. The record is from RefSeq and is a predicted model, not a curated record. Bases 78 to 806 code for a protein of 242 amino acids.
CAAGCCCAAUAAAGGCAUGGCUAAAUCCUCACUUUCUCGAGAGCUUUCAAGUGUUUCCCAUCUACAUCUACACUGAGAUGACGAUGUCGAAGUGGUGGCGCACGGCGGUGGUUGGACUGAGGAAAACGGCGGAGACGUCAAGGUCGUACCAUACAAUCCAAGCCAUUCCUAGGGAGAUUUCCGGUAAUAGAAUCUCCGUCAAAGAUAGAGCUCAAGGUCGAAUACCGGCCGUCGUGUUCGCACAACCUAACCCUAGUACUGACGGCGGAGGCAGUAGUCCGGUGAGGUCCGUUGCUAGAAAGCACCUAUUAACCACCGAGAGAAAGCAGAUUCAGUCCAUUCUUAAGUCUAUUGACCUUCCUUACUUCUGCUCCACCACUUUCCCCUUGCAGAUCAGAGCCGGGUCGGGCUCUUCUACGCUACUUGAAUCCGGAAAUGUUCUCCCAAUCAAGGUGCAUAUGGACACAGAGACAGGAAAGCUUUUGAAUUUGGUAUUUGUUUGGGCGGACGAAGGAACAGAGCUGAAGGUCGAUGUUCCCAUUGUCUUUAAAGGCGAAGAUUCUUGCCCUGGUCUCAAGAAAGGUGGUCUUUUGAACAAACUAAGAACUAGUUUGAAGUACAAAUGCCCAUCGGAACACAUUCCCCAGAAGAUUGAAGUCGAUAUCAGCAAUCUGGACAUCGGUGAUCGGGUAUUCAUGCGCGACGUUAAAGUCCAUUCGUCUUUGGAGCUUCUAAGCAAAGACGAAACCAGACCCAUUUGCAAGAUCGUUGCCUCUAAGCAAGAUAACCCGAAUCAAACUGCGUGAUCCCUGAGAUUUCAAAUGUCAGCGUUGUCCCGGGUUUUGAAAAGGUUAUUGCUUGUGAUUUGGUCGUGUGUCGUGAGAGAUUUUGUGCAAUAAAUUUCGUUAUCAGGUCUUAUAAGUAAUUUUCUAGCGAUCGAUAGAUAUCUUGUAGGAAUGGGUUUUUUUUUUGUUUUUUGUAUCGAUGGUGUUUUUAUCGAACCUUUUUUGGAUUACAUUAUAAAGGGGCGUCUGGUUAGACCUCGAACAGAUUUUUCAA